Messenger RNA from Zygotorulaspora mrakii, 861 nucleotides. It is a transcript of the gene IES2, whose product is annotated as Ies2p. Bases 1 to 861 code for a protein of 286 amino acids. Gene Ontology annotation, cellular component: Ino80 complex. The transcript has a single exon. The record is from RefSeq and is a predicted model, not a curated record. Lineage: Eukaryota; Fungi; Ascomycota; Saccharomycetes; Saccharomycetales; Saccharomycetaceae.
AUGAAUAGUGAUCUGAGCGAUGUAAUGUCAGAUGAGGGCUCGGAUAUUUCUGAGCCUAGAAGUGAGGGUGAAGAUGACGUGGCGUAUAACGAUGAUGAUGACGAUGAAGAAUAUGUUGAACCACCCGAAUACAAGUCAAGCGAAAUCAAAAGUGGUCAGCGAAUGAAAUCUAAAGCUAAGCCCAGAUCCUAUAAUGUGUCAGGAAAUAAUCGAACAAGGAAAAGAGAGCAAGAUCAAGCGUCAUUUGUCGACGAAGAAGACGUGAUUCGUCCCAAGAGAAGACAUGUUAUAGCUGCUACAAUAUCUGCGGAUGAUGAAGAAUUAGAAGCAGACGAGAUGUCUCUUGACGAGGAACUAGACGAUGAUGUUGAAGGGGAAAGAGAUGACAACAUUGGUACUGGAGUGUCAAAAGCUCAGAGCGAGGAACUUGAAGUAGAGACACCAGAGGAGGAUAUUGCUGGAACGGAUACAAUGCCGGAGGAUGGAGAUAAAGAGGACACAACAGAGCUGCUGAAGCCUACAAGAAGUAAGAUGUUACUGAAUCUUCUAGGUGAUGGAAGCUCUAGGAAAAGUCUCACAGAGGAGGAAAGUCAAUUGCGCAGGGCAGAAAAUGCCCGCAAACGUAAGAAUCUCAGUGAGAAGAGAUCCGAGGAAGAGAAACAAGAAACUAUCAACAAGUUAUUGAGGAGACGUGCUGGUAAGUCAAGAAGUCAUAUUCCAAACGAUGAUGAAGAUGUUGGGAAUGACGCAGCUCCAUUCAGCAAACCAAGGCGACCAUACAAUUCCUUUGGGCAUUCUAGGACAAUAAGACAGUACAAUACAGACUUAUACUGUGCUGUUGAACCGUCAAAUGAUGGCUAA